UCUCGCAGCGGAAGUAGUAGCGACAAAGCUCGGUGCGCGGCGGGCCCAGGAGUGCUGGGCGCGACUGGGCGGCCGGCGGCGGGGAGGGGCGGAGCGCAGGAGUCGGAGGCGGGAGCAGACCAGCACGGCCUCGCAGAGCCGGCCCGGCGGACCGUGACGGGUCCCCUCACCUCCUCUCCUUUCCCCUCCCCGCCCAUCCUCUCUCCCUCCCUUCCUCCCUCCGGCUCGCUUCUUCUCACGCCCGGAGCAGGCUCCCGCCUCGCACCGCUGCCCCGCGAGCAGCUCCUCUUCUCUCGAGGCGCGCGGGGCGCCCCCGCGAGUCCCGCGGCUGAGACCCCGCAGCCUGGAGGAGGGCUGUGUGGGGCUUUGGAUGCUGCUGCUAGGGGUGGUGGGAGCAGCCGUGGGACGCGUGGCCGGGAGCGGGGGUGACAGCCUGGGAUUCCGGGGGCUUCUCUUCCUUGUCCUCCUCUUCUCUCUAUUCCCAGUGUGGCCGUGGCUGACACUAAAGACUUUGUAGCCAUCAACCCGAGUGCAGUUUCGAUGGAAAAUGAAGGUUGCACGUUUUCAAAAAAUACCUAAUGGUGAAAAUGAGACAAUGAUUCCUGUAUUGACAUCAAAAAAAGCAAGUGAAUUACCAGUGAGUGAAGUUGCAAGCAUUCUCCAAGCUGAUCUUCAGAAUGGUCUAAACAAAUGUGAAGUUAGUCAUAGGCGAGCCUUUCAUGGCUGGAAUGAGUUUGAUAUUAGUGAAGAUGAGCCACUGUGGAAGAAGUAUAUUUCUCAGUUUAAAAAUCCCCUUAUUAUGCUGCUUCUGGCUUCUGCAGUCAUCAGUGUUUUAAUGCAUCAGUUUGAUGAUGCCGUCAGUAUCACUGUGGCAAUACUUAUCGUUGUUACAGUUGCCUUUGUUCAGGAGUAUCGUUCAGAAAAAUCUCUUGAAGAAUUGAGUAAACUUGUGCCACCAGAAUGCCAUUGUGUGCGUGAAGGAAAAUUGGAGCAUACACUUGCCCGAGACUUGGUUCCAGGUGAUACAGUUUGCCUUUCUGUUGGGGACAGAGUUCCUGCUGACUUACGCUUGUUUGAGGCUGUGGAUCUUUCCAUUGAUGAGUCCAGCUUGACAGGUGAGACAACGCCUUGUUCUAAGGUGACAGCUCCUCAGCCAGCUGCAACUAAUGGAGCUCUUGCAUCAAGAAGUAACAUUGCCUUUAUGGGAACACUGGUCAGAUGUGGCAAAGCAAAGGGUGUUGUCAUUGGAACAGGAGAAAAUUCUGAAUUUGGGGAGGUUUUUAAAAUGAUGCAAGCAGAAGAGGCACCAAAAACCCCUCUGCAGAAGAGCAUGGACCUCUUAGGAAAACAACUUUCCUUUUACUCCUUUGGUAUAAUAGGAAUCAUCAUGUUGGUUGGCUGGUUACUGGGAAAAGAUAUCCUGGAAAUGUUUACUAUUAGUGUAAGUUUGGCUGUAGCAGCAAUUCCUGAAGGUCUCCCCAUUGUGGUCACAGUGACACUAGCUCUUGGUGUUAUGAGAAUGGUGAAGAAAAGGGCCAUUGUGAAAAAACUGCCUAUUGUUGAAACUCUGGGCUGCUGUAAUGUGAUUUGUUCAGAUAAAACUGGAACACUGACGAAGAAUGAAAUGACUGUUACUCACAUAUUUACUUCAGAUGGUCUGCAUGCUGAGGUUACUGGAGUUGGCUAUAAUCAAUUUGGGGAAGUGAUUGUUGAUGGUGAUGUUGUUCAUGGAUUCUAUAACCCAGCUGUUAGCAGAAUUGUUGAGGCGGGCUGUGUGUGCAAUGAUGCUGUAAUUAGAAACAAUACUCUAAUGGGGAAGCCAACAGAAGGAGCCUUAAUUGCUCUUGCAAUGAAGAUGGGUCUUGAUGGACUUCAACAAGACUACAUCAGAAAAACUGAAUACCCUUUUAGCUCUGAGCAAAAGUGGAUGGCUGUUAAGUGUGUACACCGAACACAGCAGGACAGACCAGAGAUUUGUUUUAUGAAAGGUGCUUAUGAACAAGUAAUUAAGUACUGUACUACAUACCAGAGCAAAGGGCAGACUUUGACACUUACUCAGCAGCAGAGAGAUGUGUACCAACAAGAGAAGGCACGCAUGGGCUCAGCGGGACUCAGAGUUCUUGCUUUGGCUUCUGGUCCUGAACUGGGACAGCUGACAUUUCUUGGCUUGGUGGGAAUCAUUGAUCCACCUAGAACUGGUGUGAAAGAAGCUGUUACAACACUCAUUGCCUCAGGAGUAUCAAUAAAAAUGAUUACUGGAGAUUCACAGGAGACUGCAGUUGCAAUCGCCAGUCGUCUGGGAUUGUAUUCCAAAACUUCCCAGUCAGUCUCAGGAGAAGAAAUAGAUGCAAUGGAUGUCCAGCAGCUUUCACAGAUAGUACCAAAGGUUGCAGUAUUUUACAGAGCUAGCCCAAGGCACAAGAUGAAAAUUAUUAAGUCGCUGCAGAAGAACGGUUCAGUUGUAGCCAUGACAGGAGAUGGAGUAAAUGAUGCAGUUGCUCUGAAGGCUGCAGACAUUGGAGUUGCGAUGGGCCAGACUGGUACAGAUGUUUGCAAAGAGGCAGCAGACAUGAUCCUAGUGGAUGAUGAUUUUCAAACCAUAAUGUCUGCAAUUGAAGAGGGUAAAGGGAUUUAUAAUAACAUUAAAAAUUUCGUUAGAUUCCAGCUGAGCACGAGUAUAGCAGCAUUAACUUUAAUCUCAUUGGCUACAUUAAUGAACUUUCCUAAUCCUCUCAAUGCCAUGCAGAUUUUGUGGAUCAAUAUUAUUAUGGAUGGACCCCCAGCCCAGAGCCUUGGAGUAGAACCAGUGGAUAAAGAUGUCAUUCGUAAACCUCCUCGCAACUGGAAAGACAGCAUUUUGACUAAAAACUUGAUACUUAAAAUACUUGUUUCAUCAAUAAUCAUUGUUUGUGGGACUUUGUUUGUCUUCUGGCGUGAGCUACGAGACAAUGUGAUUACACCUCGAGACACAACAAUGACCUUCACAUGCUUUGUGUUUUUUGACAUGUUCAAUGCACUAAGUUCCAGAUCCCAGACCAAGUCUGUGUUUGAGAUUGGACUCUGCAGUAAUAAAAUGUUUUGCUAUGCAGUUCUUGGAUCCAUCAUGGGACAAUUACUAGUUAUUUACUUUCCUCCACUUCAAAAGGUUUUUCAGACUGAGAGCCUAAGCAUACUGGAUCUGUUGUUUCUUUUGGGUCUCACCUCAUCAGUGUGCAUAGUGGCAGAAAUUAUAAAGAAGGUUGAAAGGAGCAGGGAAAAGAUCCAGAAGCAUGUUAGUUCGACAUCAUCAUCUUUUCUUGAAGUCUGGCUCUGGGAGAGGAGUGGACAACAGCUGGUUGAGAUACAUCCCCAUCUGGAGACAGGACUGCCACUGACAGAAGAUGUGAGCUGUGUCUAAGUCCAGUCUUGUGCCCAGCCGUGUCUGCACCUUCACUCUUUGGAACUCUGCAUACAACAUCUUAGCACCAUCUUCCUGCAGCUCUUCCUUACCUAAAUAAAGAAACAACCCAAGGGCAGUAUUUCAAAAGCACUGUAACAGCUUUUCAUUUCCCCACAUAUACUACAAAUUCCAUACAGAAAACAAUGCAUUGAAAAAAACUAAGAUGUUUUUCUCUUCUGGCUUCAUAAAUGCCUUGCUGUAUAAAUGGAAAUACUGAUACUGAACUGUUUUUUUAAUGAUGACCUAACUUUAUUCAACCCAUCAGAAUUUACUUUUUCCCUGAAAUAAGAUCUCUUCCACUGGUCUACUACCUGACUAUAAACAUGUCUGCAUUUGAAUUCUCUAAACCCUAAAUCUGUGUCUAUGAAAAAUACAAAUGACUAUUAAAUAUUAUUCUCUUUACUGUUCUCUUUCACCGAAA
Molecule: messenger RNA, 3860 nt
Organism: Piliocolobus tephrosceles (Ugandan red Colobus)
Lineage: Eukaryota; Metazoa; Chordata; Mammalia; Primates; Cercopithecidae
Gene: ATP2C1
Product: ATPase secretory pathway Ca2+ transporting 1
Exons: 29
Coding region: 548-3397 (949 amino acids)
Biological process (GO): calcium ion transport
Cellular component (GO): membrane
Molecular function (GO): ATP binding; P-type calcium transporter activity; ATP hydrolysis activity
Source: RefSeq, a predicted model, not a curated record